GCCUUGAUGUAGAUACAGCAAAAAAACGGUUAACUAGAGUGUGUUGAAUUCCUGCUUUGAUAGCUGCUGUGCGCGCGCAACCUCCCCCGCUAUCUCUCUCACCUGCUCAACCCAUAAUCCCUGUCAUCAAUCGCAAGCACACCUCCGAGAAAAAAAAAAGUGUCACCCCCACCUCUAAGCAAAAAUGUCCAUCCCAAUCGCCACCAUCUCCUCCUUCCGCACGACCUUCAACCCCUGGGCCCGCAGCGCCCGCCCCUGCCGCCUGCUGCUCUCGCUGCUCCGCAACCCCUCGACCGUCCCGGCCUCGAGCGGCACGCACAUCGACAUCAAGGUGACGCAGCUGCCGCGGCACUCGACCAAGCCGGCCGAGCUGGUGGUCGGGUUCAAGAACGGGAAGGAGGUGAACAUCCCCAUCGCGGAGCGGGAGAUGCGGAUCGGGGAUGUCAUCGAGGAGAUUGCCCGCGUCGGGCGGGUGAUUGAGCGUGAGGAGACGUUGAAGGGUUGAGUCUGUUUCUGGCUGUCUGGAUUGGAGGGUUGGCUCGGUUGGAGGGGGAAGAGAGCAAGCAGGGAAGGUUAUUGCGCCGGAUAUCUUACGGCCGUGACGAUGUCGGGCUCAAUCUUGGUGGCUUCUGUGCAUCGUCUGUCCGUGACUCUUUGAGAUUUAUGGACGCGCGCAAUGUUAUCUGCGGCAUAAGUGGAAGUCAUCGGGACUUGUCUUCGCGACCUGUAUUAUCUAUCAUGUUAUUCACGGACAUGUGUAUAUACCAGCUAUUGAUUAUUAUUGUUCUGUUUUUUUUUAUGCUUUUUUAUAGAC
Aspergillus aculeatinus CBS 121060 is the source of this 814-nucleotide messenger RNA. Its product is annotated as mitochondrial 54S ribosomal mL53 protein. The record is from RefSeq and is a predicted model, not a curated record. The transcript has 2 exons. The coding region runs from base 185 to 505 and encodes 106 amino acids. Lineage: Eukaryota; Fungi; Ascomycota; Eurotiomycetes; Eurotiales; Aspergillaceae.